AAGUAUACCAGGAUUAUUAGGACACUUUACCCUACCAAACAUCAAAGUAUGAGCCAAAUCGAUAGGUUUUUCCACCACAUGUUCGAUUUUCUCGGACAUGUACUCUUAAUUCCUGCGUUACAUGUGCUUAGAGAGUUUUCUUCUUCUUUUGCUGAAGAUAGUGCCUUCCCUGUCUCUAGAAGAGGAACAAAUGGUUUUUAAAAAGUUCCUGGAUUUCAAAGUUUACAUCGGGCCUGGACAAGCAUUUUGUUACAAUGAAGGUGGAUGGUUCAGACUGGUUUUUGCCACUCACCCUGAUCAACUUAGAAUAGGUAUGGAGCGUGUUGUUUCAUGUGUAGAUGCCAUCCGUAAAGAAAAUCUCUACUGUAGAAAUAGAAGUAUGUGUCAUGACCACCUCACUGCUUUUAACAGUGACAAAACUGAUGAAGUGAUGACCGAUGGCGAAUCAUUUGAAGAACAAGCACAAGGUUUUAGAUUAAGUAUCAGUAAUAGUGACUGUCUUUCAUUGAAAACAACAGAAAAAAGGACAAAAGAAAUUGAGAAACAUCACCACGAAGAUGUUGCAUCCAAAACUGAGUAAUCAGUCUUUGCAUCCAGAUUUUUCAGUUUCAUUAAGAAAGUACACUACUUUUAGCUUGUAUGUCAUAACAAUCCAAUAACUUCUUGUAUUAUUUUGAUAUUUCGUUUCUCUCAAAACAAAUGAGCAAAUUGUGAGGCCA
Messenger RNA from Exaiptasia diaphana, 719 nucleotides. RefSeq lists its product as uncharacterized. The record is from RefSeq and is a predicted model, not a curated record. The coding region runs from base 122 to 580 and encodes 152 amino acids. Lineage: Eukaryota; Metazoa; Cnidaria; Anthozoa; Actiniaria; Aiptasiidae. The transcript has 2 exons.